AUGUUAGCUGCUCGAGAUCAGGAAAAUCUCAUCCACGCCCAACACACCACGGCUGCUGCGAAGCCACUCAGCCAAAACCUCCGCACCCUACACUCAAAAACACCGGGAAACUUCAAGACCCCCUUUCGACCAGCUAGGCACGACGAGAACCGGCCGCUCGAUUUCAAGGGCCAGAAGACUGUCGGCAAGGAUGGACCCAGCAAACUGGGUAAGAAUACAUUUGUAACGCCGCAAGCAUCACGCAACAGGGCACCUCUCGGAGCAAAGACGACGAAUGCGAAGGCUUAUGCGCUUCAAACCCCAGCUCCAGCACCUCUUACCACAAAACCGGGACGGACUGGCCAGAAACCUUCCACAGCUCAUCGCUCAGGUCGAUCCAAGAUCACAAUAGCUACUUCUGAACCAGUUGACACGGAUGUCUUAAAGAAACGCGAAGAAGAGGAUGAACCCGAUUUCGGAUACGCACCCCCUCCGCCCGUUGAGCUGCCAGAUCCUCCCUUUGAAUUCUCCCACAACUCUCUACUACCUCCAUUGACAGAAGAAGAGCUUACUCGAGGAUAUGGCGAGUUAUACUCGAAUUCUCCGCAAGACGAAAAUGGUAUGUCCCUGCGUCUGAAGGAGGAAGAAGAGGAAUAUCUUCAGUAUCAGAAAGAGCAGGAUCAGAAGAUUCUGGACAGCUUAAAUAACCUUCCUCUACCCACGACCGAAGAGCUUAACCAACAAGUUGACGCUAUGAUCGCCGCAGGACCAAUGAAGAAUAGACCACACGUAUCGCUAGUUGAUACCAUGAAAGCCAGGUCUGCUGCUGUCGCGCUUGCUGAACCCCAAUCACGGCCACCAUCCGCUGCUACCCGGCCAACUCGAGCCUUUGAGCAAAAGAAGAAAGGAAUUCUUCCAACCAUGAGCUCAAAGCCUUCGACAGGGCCGCCGGCACCAUCAACCCGUCCCCUUCCUGCUGCCGUGUCCAAGAACACCAUCGGAUUCCCGAAAGCAAAAAAGCCCCCUUCUAUCAUCCCCAAAGUCGGCCAUGAUGAGAGAACCGGAGGCACUUCUGCUACGAAACCAGCCAAGAUUGAUCAGGCUUCAAUACAUCCCAAGGAUUUCCGGGACUUGUAUGGGUCACCACCAGUCGAAAGCGACAUGUGGUUCAGACUCAAACAACAUGAACUACUGGAAGAGGAUAUCUCGAAGGGUGAUGAAAACGAUGUCGCUGAUGAGCUGUUCGAGGCAGACUUUUUCCCUUUCGAAAACUCGAAAUUGGACGAUGACGACUUCCAAUUGCCUAUGCCGGAGUGA
Rhinocladiella mackenziei CBS 650.93 is the source of this 1296-nucleotide messenger RNA. RefSeq lists its product as uncharacterized. Lineage: Eukaryota; Fungi; Ascomycota; Eurotiomycetes; Chaetothyriales; Herpotrichiellaceae. The record is from RefSeq and is a predicted model, not a curated record. The transcript is spliced from 2 exons. Bases 1 to 1296 code for a protein of 431 amino acids.